ACUUCUACUUUAAAUGAACUGUUUCUGUGUGUAUUUGCUCUGUCAUUUUAAACCUUAUUUUCGUAAUGAACUUAAUCUCCUUUGACACAGCAGGAAAAGUAGAAAGAAAAUCAAAUUUGUUAUCAAGCAGCGUGAUUCUUCUCGAUCCUUUAACUCAAAACUGGUUUUGUUUCAAGUCAAGUCCUUCCCCCUUUUAUUAUUCCGGGUGGAAAUAUUUCGGUGGAUAGUAGUAAUUAUACACUGUGAAUGAUAAGAGGAACUGAGUGCUGAGAAGUGACAAUUUAGGGACACUUAUCUUCUGAUCUAUUUUUUUCUCGGAUUUAUUCAGGUAUUGAUCUUUGAGCGUCAAUACACCGCACCUAACGCUGAGAGUUAAGACUCAGUCAGAACGAAGCGCUGGAACAAGGAACAUCAAAAACAACCUUGCAGACCUCCCAGAACUUCCGAUAGAGGGCGUGAGCAAGACAUGUCCACGACUUGAUAAAACUUUUGUUUGUUUUUAUGUGCGAGAAAACGACACCCCAAGAAUGCUAGUGUGUCACAUUCGUAGGUGUGCAAGCUGAGGUGAGACAAUGGGUUUUAGCACUCAUCGGUUCGUUGGAACGGUGGAUCCUAAUUUACUGUGCGGAAUUUGCAGCUCCGUAAUAGAAGAUGCUGUGUUAACUCCGUGUGGACAUUCGUUUUGCUACUCGUGUUUGGAAACUUGGAUGAGCAAGCCGCGGGUCAACUCAUGUCCGGAAUGUAGGCACAUCAUGACCCUGAAGGAAGCCAAACCGGUCCUGUGUAUACGUAAUCUUGUCAACGGUUUUGACGUCAUGUGUGACAACAGUGACCGAGGAUGCAAAGUGGUUGUAAAACUCGAAAGGUUAAAGCCGCACUUAGAAGUUUGCGGAUACACUUUGGUAAAGUGUGCUGGUUGUUCUGAUAUGGUAAGUCGCUCUGAACUGGCGAACCAUCAGAUGACUUGCGAUGGUAUUGCAGCUUCCCUAAAGGACGAAAACUACGAUUCGUACAUGCACAAAUCUAUGGCAGCGUUAACUCUAGAAAAUAAAGCUACCUCUAUCGAACUUUCAGGACUUCUGGCAAAGAUAUCAUCCCUAGAAUUUCAGUUAAAGACGUUAAAAAGAGACCUGCAAAUCUCCGAGUCCAAAAAUCGUGUCCUCGAAAGAGAGUAUAGGAAGACAAAAGACGAGUUGCAACAAAAGAGGAACGAGAUUCUAGAUGUCCAGUACGCCGAAUUCGAUCCGGACUACGAUUAUGGGUACACGCCGCAAAGCGUUGCCAAACUGUCCUUACUUAUCGCAAGGUUCCUGCUGAAGAAACCGUCGUACGUUGAUAGCGACAAGAUCUUUGCCGCCGUCAAGCGGUCGUAUGACCAGUACGCUCGGUGCGGAAGUCAGUACGAACAUGACGUACACAUGCUGGUCGCCACCGCUUUCGCCAGCGACUGGUUUUCCGAGAGCCAAAGAAUCAACUUUCAUUGCUGGCUACAAAGCAUUGCUAGGUACCGUCAAUACUCGAACUCUGGGAUGGACUCAUGCGAGCAUCGUUUAUAUCAGUGAAGGAGGAAAAUCGUUUCAUCCAGAAUAUGUAGAAAAGAAAAUCAUAACAAAACCGAUGCUAGUGCCAGCUUCGUUUAGAUAACUUAGAAUCGAUCAACCCUUUUUUCAUCAAGUUAAAAAAAACCAUGGCCAUGUCAUUGCUUUUAUACACUUUCAGUGUUUGUGUCGUUCAUCAUAGAUAUCAGGCGGACCUGAUAAUAGCAUGGACAUAAAGAUUUAUUGACAGGCUUUUGGGUGGACAUACCCCUCUUAUAAAAUCUUUUAUAGUGGUUAAUAGUUUCGGCAGUUUAAAUCCCUGGUUAUUUACUUGUAACCAUCUUUCACAGUGGGAACUGAUACCAUAGUGUCAGAUUCUCGUUAUAAGCUCGAUAAUCUAGACCCACCUUUUCGUGUUAAGAUAUUGGACUUGCAUGAUUGGUUUCGCAAAAUUGUUCUCUAAAAAGUGUAACAACCCUUCGAUCGUCAAUUGAAGGUUAUCUUCGUGUGUUGACAUUGAGAGUUUUAAAAAACUUCACCACAAAAACUCACAAAUACACAGUAAUUAAAUAUUCUUUAAACUGAAAUUCUUUUUCAUGUAUAAUUAUUUUCUUUGUAUGGCCAAUUAGAGACGAUACAGUUGUUUUUUGCCUCUAAAAAUUUCAUUGCGUAUUUAAUUUCGGUUCUUUUUUUUCUUUUUUUUUUUGAAAAUAUCGGUAAAACGGUAUAUGUCGCGUCACCUGAAAUUAUGCAGAACUAAUUCAUCACAUUAAUUGCCUGUAGAUGAAAUAAUGUCUGAAUUAUACGGUGAACUUGCGGUAUCGAUCGCGAGUUAUUUAAAUUUAGAAAUCAUAAGUACACAACUUUUAGUUUACAAAGAAGGAUUGCUUAUGUAAUGUUUUUUCUUGGGAAAUUGAUGAUGUUUUCUUACAUUAUAUACAUGUUAAUGGCGAAUUUCUUUCAGUAUUAUGUAUGCCAAAUAUUAACACAAUUUACACAUGAAAGAAAUUCUGUUAGGCGAUUGCCUUUUCUAUUGAAUUUUAUAUUUGAGUUAAAAACAAGACUUUAUGCCCUUUUAAUGACACAAAAACCUAAAAAUUACUUAAAUUUACAUGUACUCUCUACCUAAGCAAUGUUGUUUAGUUAUUUUAUGCGUUUAAGUUCAUUCGUAUAUAGAUGGGAGAUUCGCCGAGUUUUCCAUGUAUAUUCCUGUUUUUAAGAGUUAAAAUGUUUUGUGUACCUGUAUUUCACCUGUAUUCUCACCUGAGAUUUUGUUCGAAUUUUAGUUGUUGCAUUUUAUAUACCACCUGUAAUUUGAUAUUCAGUCAUUUCAGUUCCUAUACAUGUAUGUAUCUACCAAAAAAUACAACAAUUUCUUUGAUGUACCAGCAUUUUCUACAUUUUUCAUCGCUGAAUUCGAACAGUAAUAAAGCUUUAAUUUGACA
This is a messenger RNA of Magallana angulata, 2983 nucleotides long. Its product is annotated as E3 ubiquitin-protein ligase PDZRN3-B-like. Gene Ontology annotation, molecular function: metal ion binding. The coding region runs from base 573 to 1562 and encodes 329 amino acids. The transcript has a single exon. NCBI's taxonomy places the organism in Eukaryota, Metazoa, Mollusca, Bivalvia, Ostreida, Ostreidae. The record is from RefSeq and is a predicted model, not a curated record.